AUGCAUGGAUCUCUGGUGGCAGCUUCCUGGCACGCAAAGAGAACACAAGGUUUACCAGACUGUCCCGAGACGCCUCCAGAUCUGAAAGGACCUCUGCGUGUGGAAUUUAACUUUGAAGUGAAGUUGGAUGAUUUGAAGAAGCAAUACAAUCAAACUCUUCAAGAAGGAGGACGAUACAAGCCACCAACUUGCAACUCUAAACACAAGGUGGCUGUGAUCAUAUCUUUCCGAAACCGGCCGGACAUGGUGACUGGGAAAUACAAGAUGAUCAGACAUAACAGGGACAAGCACAAUGAAGCCAACUCACAGAAUCCUGGAAAACUUUCCCAGACUAAGAACACCAUGGAUAAGGACGGGAUGAACACACUUACAUAUACGGUCAAGAAGAUUGAGAAGAAUGUACUGUACACUUUUAUUACUGUGGACAUUCAGGCCCCAAUGAAUUGA
Messenger RNA from Knipowitschia caucasica, 447 nucleotides. The record is from the annotation of a GenBank genome assembly. NCBI's taxonomy places the organism in Eukaryota, Metazoa, Chordata, Actinopteri, Gobiiformes, Gobiidae.